UAUAUUGGAGGCAAGCUCUUUUUACUGGGGGUCGUAGAGAGCCAUGGACCCGGGUCAUCGAUAUUGGACCUCAGUAUAAAUGGAACCCUAGCGAUACAGCAGCCAAAGAAAAUGACAACACCCCACCCAGAGUGUUUCAAAGAUAACAUCUUAUUGUCGUUUCCCUUUCCGGUCCAAAAACCAUGCGGCGCUUUCUGCCCCUAACUCUUCUCCCUCUAUUUCUGGGUGUGUUCUGCAAGGAUGAAAUGGUGGCCAAAGGAGUAAAAGGUUUCAAAUCAAAAGGAAAAUUUUUCAAAAUAAUGGGACCAAAAGGCGAAGAUAGAAAGGCUUUCCAGAUACUUGAGGAGUACGAGGAGGUGAAGGGUCCCGAUGAUGGAUCAUUUGAAGAAAAGAUUCAGGAACAGGAGCUAAUUUAUUAUCAGUACGAGAAACAGCGACGAAUCGCCAGGGAGUUAGGGGCGGAUCCGGAAGAGGUUGAGAUUCCUGAAAAAGCUAAAGAAUACAUGAAAGCAUAUGGCGCUGACCUCUCUAAAAGGAACAAACAAAAGGCUUCCCUUGAACAAAGAAAAAGCAAUAAACAAAGAAAACAGCAGCUCGUUCAGAAACUGAACAAGGACGCCAACAGGAAAGGAAAGAAUCGUCGAAGACGGCGUAACAGAAGACGGAGAAGAAGCAGAUCACGUAACCGGAAGGGGCGGGGCAAACGCAUGGCUAUUGAUGACGAGACACGGUUCUGGACCAAUGCAAUUGUUCCUUACAAAUUUACCGAUGAAAUUAAAACUGACGAAGAGCGAAUGGGUCGACUGCGCGCUCAGCGGCGGUACGAGUACUGGACGUGUAUCCGAUUUGUUCCGUGGACGAAAACCACACCCAGCGAAUAUGGGCUGGACCACAGCAACUAUCUGAAACACGUGGACAACAACGGGUGCUGGUCUGUGUUAGGAAACACAAGAGGAAAUGGACAGAAGAUAUCUUGCUGCAUGGACGAGUCGUGUGUUCACGAGCUGGGUCACUCUAUGGGUCUACACCACGAGCAGAAGAGUUACCUCCACCACGACUUCAUCAGGAUCAACUUCAAGAACGUCAUGCCAGAUCGUGUCAAAGAGUACCAGGAGGAAGACCCUUCUAGUUCAAGGACGUUCGGUUAUUACGACUUGGGAACUUCGAUGCAUUAUAACAAGUUUAUGUUUUCCGCCAACUCUGAACCGACGAUGACUGUCCUUGACCCUAACCUUGAGUAUCUGAUGUUGACCCCUGACCCCUACAACUACUACAUGUUCUACGAGAUCUCGCGUAUCCACCAAUGUCAAGAGAUGCGUUGCUCGGACUUCCCUACUGAAUGUAAAAACGGCGGAUACGUCUCAUACAUCCGGGACACUUGCACCUGUCGCUGUCCAGAGGGCCUUGACCCUGUUACCGGAUGUACCACUGUUUACCGUGGAGACGAUAGACUCCGAGGAGCCAUGUGGCCGUCAGACGGGUUUUCAAUGUUAAAACCUCGUAAUGGCUGUCCAGACGGAUUUAAAGAGGGAAGCCUCGUUAUGGGAGUCCCCGGUGCGGAUCACUCCGAGCAGUACCAUCUGGACACAAGGCUGACGGACGACGAACUGACCGUGAGGUUCUGUACAAAGGAGCAGACGACAGGCAGAGACACUGCGUGGGAACCCGGGCAGUACUGUAUACUACGGACCGACCGGAAGUGUCCCAAUGGAUUUGAAGAUGGUCACAUCGUUGUUGACAACGGGAAAAAUCCCCAUGUGGCGUCACUUCCGCUUCCUGAUGUUGACGUAGACAAGAACGUUCGUUUAAACUUCUGUUGUCGCAAUGAUGGUAGCUGGUUUGAUCAGAUCUAUCUGCCAAGUAGUCAACCAUUUGUAUUGUUUGAAAGAGGAUACGAAUGCCAGGAGGUUAAAGAUAUGAUGACGUCGAGUGAAUGGCUGAUGAUUGAGAACGACUUAUCCGGAGAAUACGAGGUUGUCGGAUCUGCGCCGGACGUUACAGUCCGACAGGACAAUAAGUACUUCAUCAACGUCUGCUACUACUCCCCCGUCAAUUACGAUUGUGGUGGCAUGUUCGAACUGAGUGAGGACAAACCCACUGUGACCAUUGCCUCCCCAAACUACCCUGCCCCCUACAACCCCUCCCAGCGUUGUCAAUGGACCAUCAGGAGUCCAAGAAAUACCAAAAUAAAGCUUACAUUUGAGAAGUUUGAGGUGGAGCUGAGAGAGGACGACACCUGUGGUGAUUACCUUGAGGUUCGAUUUACGCUUCCGGGUCAACCAGGCAUCAACUACUGUGGAUCCACAUUUGAUCCGACCGUCCUGACAGAGAUGAACUAUCUUGGCCUGGUCUUCACGAGUGGACCUGAUGUUGUUCAAUCAGGAUUCAAAGCAACCGUAUCGUUAUUAACAGACGACGCCUUGUGUUACACUGGAGCCGGGGAGGAUUACAGGGGGAGGGUCAACUUUACCAAGGACAUGGAGCCCUGUCUCCCCUGGACUGAGGUCCAACACUGUCCCCACAGCACCUUCAACCAACAUGACCUUGACGAUGGCCUUGACCAUAACUACUGCCGUAACCCUGGAGACGGUACAUCACCAUGGUGUUAUGUCCACCGUGACAACUGUGGCAGAAAUUACUGUGACCCCUGCGGACUUGGUCACUGUUUUGACAAAUACUUCGACUGCAAGGAGCUGCUUAUAAAUGGAACAGCAGUAUGUGAACAUGAUAUCGACAUAAAGUAUGGAUGCCGGAAAUCUUGUGGAUUUUGUGACGGAAAACCAGAUAAACCAGUAGUCAACGUAAAAUGUAAGCCACCAGCGGAUGUUGAUGACGCAAAACCGACGUCACCAAUGAAGAGUGAAUACAGCGUUGGAGAAAACGUCACCUAUAAAUGUAAUGGCGGACCUGAGAAAGAACUCAGACAGUGCUUGUCUGACGGCACGUGGUCUGGAGGAGGCUUUGUGUGUGGGCGUUGUCCAAACAAGUGGGUUCCCUUCAAACAAUCAUGUUACAGAUUCUUUGACGUUGAAGUCAAUAAAACUGCAGCUGGCCAACUUUGCAAAGCUUAUGAUGCAGUGGUGACGUCAUCCAAAAAUGCAGGAGAAGACGACUUUCUUACCCACAUCAGGGACGAUAUGCGACCUAUCUGGUUAGGCUUGGAGGAAGUUGUUGGUAGGGGGCGCCACAGAUGGCAGGAAGACAUGUCCCAGGUUACGUGGACUAAAUGGAAGAAAGGUAAAAGCAGCAGUUGUGCGUUCAUGGACAGGGAAGGCCGCUGGUCAGGGGUCAGGUGUGAUGCCCCGAAAUACCUCGCUGUUGUUUGUAAAUUCGCACCUUCAGAGCGAACUGAAUGUGCUGAUGCAUAUUCAAAUUGUGAAGAUAACAUAAAAUUGGAACCAGGAGCGUGCAAUGAAUAUCCGGAAUUUGCCUGGCAGAGUUGUCCAUCAACAUGUGGAAUCUGUGGGACAAAAGGUAAGGAAUGCCAGGCCCCAAAAUCUCCAGAUAACUCAGUUCAACUUUCAAAAGGCCAAACGGUUGAGGUUGGGGACUUCAUUGAGUAUGACUGCAAAAAAGGAUAUAUACUGAAUGGUGGAAAUCUGCGUAGAGCAUGCCUUCCAUCGGGAGAACUUACGGGGGAACCCCCAAACUGUAUAGGAGAACACAGUUUACCGACGGCCAAUUUUGACGUGGAAUUACGUCAGCGGAGUCGUGACGGUGGGACCGACGGCGCGGCGUACACCGCCCUCAACGAGGCCCUCCGGGUACACAAGGGUGGGCGUCUGGUUAGGUGGGAGUUCUACAGUAUAUAUGAUGGAGUACUGGUCCUCCAGGUCUGGCGAAAGUCAAAGAGGGCAGGGAAGAAGAUCAGUUUUGAACUGGUCGGCCAAAAUGUUGUUAAGAGCUCAAAGAACCACAGAAUACGAAAAUUCGAGGUUCCACGAGAGGACCAGAUUAACGUGAAAGUUGGAGACGUGAUUGGGUUCUUUUUACCUAAAGAUAUAAAAGGAGGAAUAACUCUGGACAAAUGCAAUAAAAAGUUUGCUGGGCGGACUUACGGCAGUCAGCUAGUGUUUGACGGCCGGAAGAAACUACCUGACGACUGGACGGUGGGAGAAGUGUACACAUUCAAACCGGACCCCCAGGACUGCAAGGUCAUUUCUAUCAAAGCCUUCGUGAUAUGAGCACGACGACCAAUAACAGUUCUGUUAUGUCUUAUGUAAACAAAGGAAAUUAAAUUAAUGUGCAUGAU
Molecule: messenger RNA, 4252 nt
Organism: Magallana angulata
Lineage: Eukaryota; Metazoa; Mollusca; Bivalvia; Ostreida; Ostreidae
Exons: 28
Coding region: 183-4184 (1333 amino acids)
Biological process (GO): proteolysis
Cellular component (GO): membrane
Molecular function (GO): zinc ion binding; wide pore channel activity; metalloendopeptidase activity
Source: RefSeq, a predicted model, not a curated record